AUGCUAGAACGUCAAUUACAUGAUCGGUUUGCAACGGGUCUCAACCAUCCCCGACUUGAAGUGGAAUUGAAACAAAGGUGGCCAGAGCUAAAAACAUUCGAUGAUAUUGAAGGCAUAGCAAACGAAGUGUCGUUCGCGGCAGUUUUCAAAGUAGCGCUAUCAAGAGAGUUGGCGGAAAAAGACAUUGUAGAAAGUGAAUGCGCGGAAGUGAAAAAGAUAGUAAAACGUCGUUCGAAAAUCGGUAAGCGGAUCCGAAUUUUGUCGGAAGAACAAUGUUUAAGAUGUGGUGCGCGUGAAAGACAUUCAAAAGACAACUGCAAGGCGGCGAAUCACAAUUGUGAAGCGUGUGGCAAACGUGGACAUUACGGGUCGUGCUGUAUAAGAAAAGGCAGAGCUAAAUUGAUCGCGAGAGACAAAAAGAAACAACAGCGUAUUUACAACGUAAAAAAUAGUGAUACAUAUAUUUCGAGUUGUGAGCAAGUUUUUAAAGUAAUGAGUGCCAUUGCUAAGAAAAGAAACAUUGACGUUAAGAUAAACGGUGUCACGUGUACGAUGGACUGGGAUCCGGGCGCGUCAGUUUCCAUUAUAAGUACAGAUUUUUGGAAACAGAUCGGAUCACCAACGCUUAAAGGGAAGACAAAACUACGGGCUUAUGGCAAUUUCGAUUUACCUUGCCAAGGCGAAGCUACAGUGACAGUGACGCUGAACAAGCGAACGCGAUCUUUGAAAGUAGUCGUGGUGGACAACGCGAAUCCAAUGUUAUUUGGCUUAGAGUGGAAUGAAGCCUUCAAUUUGCCACUGCCCGAACCAGUGUACAACGUAGAUCGUGUCAACAACCACGUGCAGCCGACAACGAAACCACUGCAUCAGAAGUUAAAUGACAUAUUGGAAGAGAACAAGCAGCUAUUCGAAGAAGGACUGGGAAAAAUAAAUAACUACCAAGUUAAAAUUCACGUAAAGGAAACAGCAACACCAAUACAUAUUCCAGCCAGGCCAGUCCGAUUCGGAAUUCAAAAAAGCGUGGAAUUCGAACUUGAAAGGUUACAGCAGCUUGGAAUUAUCUCACCUGUUGACCCCAACGAAACACCGAUCGAAUGGGCAACACCCACUGUCAACGUGGUUAAACGAAACGGAAAUAUACGUAUUUGUGGUGAUUUUCGUGUUACACUGAAUCCAGCACUAGUAACAAUACGACAUCCAGUACCAACAUUCGGAAACAUCUGUCAGCAGCUUGCCAAGGGUGAGAAGUACACGAAAUUAGAUCUACGCGAUGCCUAUCUACAAUUCGAGAUUAGUCCAGAGUCAAGAAAAUACCUAAUCAUAUCCACACACAAAGGUUAUUUUCAGUAUAACCGUAUGACUCCUGGUAUAUCGAGUGCACCCGGAACAUUUCAAAAUUAUAUGGAAAAUCUACUUGCUGGCAUACCCAACGUUGCAAUCUAUUUCGACGACAUAGGCAUUACAGGUCCAGAUGAAGAUAGCCAUCUAAGAUCAUUAAGAGAAGUUUUUAAACGUCUGCGUGAAGCUGGUUUUCGUAUCGAAAAGAACAAAUGUAGCUUUUUUCAAGACAGUAUCGACUAUUUGGGCCAUCAAUUCAACCGAAAAGGGAUCUAUCCAGUGGAAGACAAGCUGAUAGCAAUCAAAAAUGCUGCAAUACCCACUAACAAGAAGGAGUUACGAUCUCUUCUGGGAUUGGUCAAUUUUUACGAGAAAUUCAUACCCAACUUACAUGGAGCAUGUUCCGAACUACACGCAUUAGCUGGUACAAAGUCGCAAUGGCGAUGGUCAAUAAAGGAACAGAAACAAUUUGAUAAUGUUAGACAUAUGAUAGCCCGUCAGCUAACUCCUUACGAUCACACAAAACCGCUUUAUUUGGCAACAGACGCAUCCGAUGUAGGCCUUGGUGCUGUUUUAUAUCAUCAGGACGAGGCUAACAACGAGUUACCUAUCGCCUACGCGUCACGAAAAUUGAACGAAGCAGAACAAAAAUACGCUACCAUUGACAAGGAGGCAUUAGCAAUAUUUUUCGCCGUGAAGAAAUUUGAUCCAUAUUUACGUGGGACAAAGUUUACAUUAAUUACGGAUCACAAGCCGCUUCAAUACCUGUUGGGAGACAAACGAAAUUUGCAAAAAAUCGUAAACAACCGUCUGACGAGAUGGGCACUAAUGUUAGGUGCAUACAAUUACGAUAUACAGUAUCGUCAAGGCAAAUACAAUAUUCUAGCUGAUUGCUUAUCACGCUUACCAAACGCACAUGAAGCAAUUUCGGAGGAAGCGCAGAAGAUUUAUAAAAUUUAUGCGGUAAUUCAAACACGGAAGCUUGAUGAUAUUGUACUAACAGAACAGGAACUUAGGAAGCAAACGAAACAUAACCUAAUAUUACGACGAGUAAUUGAGUUAAUUGAGCGUCACUGGCCAGACACGAAGUGUAUCAACAACGAGCUGAAACCAUACUACGACAAACGGGAGGAACUAUCAUACGAAAACGGUAUUUUGAUGUGGCAAAGACGAAUUAUCGUGCCCGAUAAUCUUCAAGAAGUAACAUUGAGGCAUCUUCAUAGAGGGCAUCCAGGCAUUGGCUCUAUGCGUGCGUUAACGAGGUACUAUGUAUGGUGGCCGAACAUCGACAAGGACGUGGAACAUACAGUGAAAUCAUGCAUGGCAUGUCAACGGCAACGCCCAAAACAAUCUGAACUGCCAAUCUACUUUUGGUCCCUGCCAGAGCAUUGUAGGACUUUGCAGGUCCCUUCGAAGGAAAAAUGUGGAUUGUGCUUGUUGAUGCUUUAUCAAAAGGAGAAGUUUAUAACAUUUGGUUAUCCGGAAAUUAUCGUGUCGGAUAAUGGUAGUCAAUUUACGUCAGAAGAGUUUCGAAAUUAUUGUCAAAGUCAUGGAAUAAAACAUGUAACGUCUUCACCGUACCAUCCGAAAACCAACGGACUAGCCGAACGAUUCGUACGAACAUUCAAGGAGCGCAUGAAAGCCAGUGAAUAUGAUGGUUUAUCACAACGUCAGCGCUUGCGCACAUUUCUAUUUACAUAUCGAAACACACCAUACUCCUUUACAGGGAAGGCACCAUCUGAAUUUUUGCUAGGUCGACGCCUGCGAACUUUAUUUGACAAUCUGAAGCCUAAUGUACGGCGAGAGAUGCAUUUUAAACAUGUAAAGCAAAAUCUUCAAGCAGAGCAGUCUAACAGAGAGUUCCAACCAGCACAACCAGUAUUCGUAAAGACAGACAUCGAGAAAAUGUGGGAACCAGCCAACAUAGUCGAAAGAACAAAUCGAUAUUCCUACCGUGUUCGAACAAAGGACGGUGUAGAAAGAAGACGACAUGCAGAUCAUAUCCGAGAACGGAGGGUAAUACCACCAUCAAUCGACUUCCGGGAUGUUUCAGAUUUUAAGCGAAACAGUUUCCAUUACCAGUCUGCAAGCCCGACAGUCUAUGCAGCCCGCUAUACCGUCGUAUGA
Hermetia illucens (black soldier fly) is the source of this 3465-nucleotide messenger RNA. RefSeq lists its product as uncharacterized. NCBI's taxonomy places the organism in Eukaryota, Metazoa, Arthropoda, Insecta, Diptera, Stratiomyidae. The transcript is spliced from 2 exons. The record is from RefSeq and is a predicted model, not a curated record. Bases 1 to 3465 code for a protein of 1154 amino acids. Gene Ontology annotation, molecular function: nucleic acid binding. Gene Ontology annotation, biological process: DNA integration.